Osmerus eperlanus (European smelt) is the source of this 5059-nucleotide messenger RNA. It is a transcript of the gene xylt2, whose product is annotated as xylosyltransferase II. Gene Ontology annotation, molecular function: protein xylosyltransferase activity. The record is from RefSeq and is a predicted model, not a curated record. Gene Ontology annotation, biological process: heparan sulfate proteoglycan biosynthetic process; chondroitin sulfate proteoglycan biosynthetic process. NCBI's taxonomy places the organism in Eukaryota, Metazoa, Chordata, Actinopteri, Osmeriformes, Osmeridae. Gene Ontology annotation, cellular component: membrane.
CGGGUAGCGUAACUUUGCGUGCGCGCUCAUCUCAGAAAUCUCUUUCGCACACGCGCUAACGUAAGAGGAGAGUCGGAAAAAUGGUGGCCAGCGUCCGGGUACUGAAGCUCCUCCGACGAUACAAACUAGCGAUUGCCGCCGCGCUAACGCUUCUGCUGAUUCAAGGACUCGUCUCCUGGAGCCUGAGUCUUGAAGAGAGCGACGCAGAGAGGAAGACCCGGAGGUCAAAGCUCCCCGACCACAACAGCCAGGACCCGAAGCGCGACGCGGCGUCCUGGGAGCUCCAGAACAGCCUAUCAGGACGCAGCGGAGCCCGAUGGAACGCUCGCGUGGAGAGGACGGGCGCCACGGCCGCCAGCGCCCUCCGCCGCGGGGGCACCGCCAAGCGCCGGGGCAAGCCCCCCCUGCAGGGGCGGGGCAACAACAGCCCCCUGUGGCCCGGGGUGGGGGCGGCGGCGGGGUCAGAGGGCGUGGGCCGCCCCCAUGACCCCUCCAGCAGCAGGAAUGCCAGUGACCCCCGAGGGGGGGCCGGGGGACUUGCUCUCCCCCCUGGGGACCCUGGCAGUGUGGAGGGGGCACCCCAGGGGGCACCCCAGCCCCCCAGCAGUGACUUUGUGCGUAAGUGUGACAUCACGGGAAAAGACGCUGUGUCGGCGCUGCACCGAGCCGGGAGCAGGGCGUGUCGGCAGGAGAUCGCUGACAUCGUCUGUCAGCAUCAGGCAGGGCUGCUCAUGCCCCAGAGCAUGCCCCAGUUCUGCCCCCAGCACGGCCUGUCCAUUCCGGUGCAGCAGGCAGGGGAGGAGUUAGAUAACGACCUGUCUAAGGUAGAGAACCCUGUGAGGAUUGCGUUCGUCCUGGUUGUUCACGGGCGUGCUGUGCGCCAGCUGAAACGCCUCCUGAAGGCCAUCUACCACCGAGACCACUACUACUACAUCCACGUGGACAAGCGCUCCAACUACCUGCACCGGGAGGUGGAGCAGCUGGCCCAGCAGUACCCUAACGUGCGUGCCACGCCCUGGCGCAUGGUGACCAUCUGGGGCGGAGCCAGCCUGCUGAAGGCCUACUUGAAGAGCAUGCAGGACCUGCUGCACAUGCAGGACUGGAACUGGGACUUCUACAUCAACCUGAGCGCCACUGACUUCCCCACCAGGACCAACGAUGAGCUGGUGGUGUUCCUGUCACAGCACAGAGACAAGAACUUCCUCAAGUCACAUGGCAGAGAGAACGCCAGGUUUAUAAAGAAGCAGGGUUUGGACCGUCUCUUCCAUGAGUGUGACAACCACAUGUGGCGUCUGGGGGAGCGCUCCAUCCCCGAGGGGCUGGAGGUGUCCGGGGGAUCGGAUUGGUUCGCGCUCACGCGGCGCUUCGUGGAUUAUGUCAUCACCUCGCAGGAUGAGCUGGUGGCCGGCCUCAAGCAGUUCUACACCUACGCACUGCUGCCAGCGGAGUCCUUCUUCCACACAGUGCUGGGUAACAGUCACCUGUGUGAGAGCAUGGUGGACAACAACCUGCGUGUGACCAACUGGAACAGGAAGCUGGGCUGUAAGUGUCAGUACAAGCACAUCGUGGACUGGUGCGGAUGCUCUCCCAACGACUUCAAGCCCCAGGACCUCAUCAGGAUCCAGCAGCUGACCCGGCCCACCUUCUUCGCCAGGAAGUUUGAGUCGACGGUGAACCAGGAAGCGAUGGACAUCCUGGACGCCCACCUGUACGGCCACUACGCCCCCGGCACGCUGGCCCUGCAGGCCUACUGGGAGAGUCUGCACGAGGGGGCCGACGGCUCGGCCGCCCUCAGCGACGUGGCGCUCACCGCCUACGCCUCCUUCCUCCGCCUCGGCCUCCGCAGCCUGGAGACGGCCAAUAGCAAGAUGGAGGGCUGCAGGUACAAGCCCAUUGGCUACCCCGUAUCCGUGCACGUGUACUUCUUUGACGACCGUUUCCAGGGUUACCUGGUGCGUCAGGAGGUGAAGGCGGUGGGGUCGGAGGUCAGAGAGGUGCUGGAGGUAUGGGCCGUUCCCCAGGCAACGCUGCUGCUUGACAACAACCUCAGGGAGUUUGAGAGACUGAAGAUCCUGGAGAUCGGUACCGAGUGGGACCCCAAGGAGAGAAUCUUCCGGAACUUCGGCGGCAUCGUGGGCCCCCUGGACGAGCCGGUGGCGGUCCAGAAGUGGGCGCGAGGCCCCAACCUCACGGCCACCAUCGUGUGGAUCGACCCGGCGCACGUGGUGGCGGCGUCCUACGACGUGAGCGUGGACGUGGACGCAGAGUACACGCAGUACAAGCCGCCGCUGCAGCGCCCCCUGCGGCCCGGAGGAUGGACGGUGCGCGUGCUCAGGCAGUGGGAGCGCGUGGCCGAAACCCGCUUCCUGGUCACGCCCCUGGUCUUCCGGGGGCGUGAGCCUCUACGAGGAGAAGAGGACAGCUGGCUCCACCAGGGCCCUCCUGGUAACCUGUACCUGGACCAGGGCUUCCAGCAGCUGGGCUCCAUCCUCCACCUCCCCCCCCAGGAGCCCGCGCUCCACGAGGCCCAGCGCCGGGCCCUGCUGGUGGGCAAGCCCCUGGAGGCCUGGGUGGACUCCUCCGUGGGGGCCUUCUGGGUGGUGGGAGGCCUGUGUGCCCCCCAGCCCUCGUCGCUGUGCCCCGCUCUGGGCCUCUGCUCCAAGGCCUCCUGGAGUUCGCUGUCCCCAGACCCCAAGUCUGAACUGGGCCCCGUCAAGGCUGACGGACGGAUCAGGUAGCCCCUGGAGAGGGUGGACUAGGUGGUUUAGGCCUCCCCCACACACACACACACACACACACACUCUGCUGGAAAUUUGCACAUAAAGACUGCGUCCAAACCGUCCCAGACGUCGCCGUGACUGUGCGGGUGUCGCUCCACGUGUCGUAAGGAUUAUUUCUGUCGUCCAUUUUUACUAUUCCAGUUUGUUUUCACAUCGACGCCCCGACGACACGUUGUCAUCGGAGGUCAGGACACGGAGAAGGUCACAGACUCCUUAUGGAACAUGUUUGAACUUUGAACUCUAGUUUAGUCUGUGCUCCGUUUGGUGUUUGCAAAAUUGAGUCUCCUUUGCCCCGCCCAACCUCCACUGGUGACUCGAGGAGGAGGAGGAGGAGGAGGAGGAAGAGGGUUCCUCUGAACUAAACUACCAUGCUUAUUUUGAAGCAUGUUUUAAGAGCAAGUAGAAGUGCACUUUACUGUAUGGCUGUAAGGUUACUCAAGGGUCAGGGGUCAGCUGGGUUGUCCAAUCAGGAGAAGGGUCAAAGGUCAGAGCUGAGAUGCCCUUGUCUGGCCGUUCUGCUGUUAGUGAGGAAGAGAUGGGGAGAGAGAAGGAGAGAGAGAGAGGUUCCUCCUCUCUGAAGAUUGGUUUACUGUGACGUAUCAUUAUCAUAUGAAUGUGUGUCUGUUUGGGUGUUUUGCUUCAUGAACUAGCUCCGACGCGGGUUCGAUUUGUCUUCCUGGAGCGAAAGACGGUGUGGACCAGAACCCCUUCCACCCGGGUCCUGAGUGAGGGGGGAGCCUGCAGCGCUGUCUUAUCUAACACAUCACAUCAUAUAAACGGUGUGGCUCGUCUGUGCUCAAGAAUCAACCAAACAGCGUGACCAAAAACUGAAAGCAAGGCUGUCUGUAUUGAGCCCCCGGACUUCCUGUAUUGAGCCCCCAGACUUCCUGUUUGGGCUUGGAGGACGUGGGCUCAGUCAGACUGGUACCAAGCCUUGUUCUGCACCUCCAACAUGGUGUUUCUGGUCAGGUGGGAUGUUGUGGUGUUUCUCUGUACAGACAGCUGAUGGUUGUUUUAAAGCGUAUUUUCUUAGAUCAAGUGUUUCUUUACAAAACACGAAAGAAAACAAACAAAACACCUCAAGAUAUUUAUAAUGAAUACUGAUAUUAUCUUCAGGAAUAUUAUAAUAAUCUAUUUGGCGAACAGUGGCUUAUGAAUUUAGAAUGUUCCACAAACAGUCAUUUUUGCCACCACUGUUUUAAUGUUAAAAGUAGUUUAACACCCUGCCUCGAGGCUUGCAGUCCCUCAUUCAGUCACCUGGUCACCUGUUUGUAGUCAUGUGGACGUCUACAAGAUGAUGCGUUUCCUGUUUGAGGAUGUGUGUAGAAUGAGGAGUUUGAUCCUCUUGAAAGGUUUCGCUAGCCUAGCAGAGAUUCUUAUGCUGCCUUUUCUUAAAUGUGGAAAUGAUGACAUGAUGGUAAUUGGAUGGUUAUAUGAUUGGUAUGAACCACACCUUCACUUUGCUUCAUGAGGUGUGCAAUUAUUGCCUUUUUAGACAAUUCAGAAAAUGACUUCCUGAUACAAGUAUUUGUUUUGUUAUGUUGUAAUAACAUGUUGUGGGUUUUGUUUUUUUUAUUAGUUUUUCUUCUUCAAUCCGCCCCGAUUGGUUUCUUAAGUGACCUUGUCUUGGUCACACGCCUGCUCGAGAGACGUCCUGGGUUAGGAAGACCAGAGGCACAGAUGGAAACAUUCACAUUUAGGAAAUAUUGAUAUUUUUAUAAUUUCAUGGAGAAACAAAAACAUGGUUUGUGGAGUAGCGUUCUGUCAAAUCAUUCAGAAACAUGACAUGCAGCCCCGCAUGAUGCCUGCUGUUGUAAAGACGACUGUGUAUGAAGGCGUCCAUCCUGCUCUCUGUCUGGAGGAACAUGAGACGUCAGCUGAUGAUCCAGACAGCUCUGGGACAACUGUCUGGCGGCCAUCUUGGGUGUUCCAGAAUAACAAAGUGUUCCGUGUUCUAAUUCUCCGAUGUCUCUGGGGCUGUGGUGACUCACCAUGAAGUAGAAACUGUCUUUCUCUGCCCUUCUCUUCAUCCCGCUCUCUUUCUAUCCCUCCCUUCCUCUCUCCAUCUCUUGUUGUUCAUCCCUUUCCCCCCUCCCUCUGUUUCUUGUCUUUCUUUCACGUUAUCUCCCUCUCUUCAUGUCCAUCAGUUUGUGUCUCCUUCUUGAGCACCAGGAAGAGGUCUCCACAACAGAGAUCCAUAACUAAUCAGAGGCCGAUGGAAAAGCUGACAGAAACAUUGACUGGUGGUGCAAUAAACAACAAACCGUUGGGUAAACUAG